UGCUUGAUCCCGCUGGAUUGCACAUGUGCGUACCUUACAGAAGGCCAGGAAGUGUCUGUUGUAGAGGACAAUAGAUGCUUAAACCUGAGUUAGGACUUAAUUAAUUAUGAUAGAUCUUUCAAUUAAAUCACCGGACGUUUUUGCGGAUUAAUGGAGUCAACAGGCAGCUGAUACAAGUUUCUCUGGGACAUAUAUUUCCAACUAUCUAAGUAAGAUGGGAUUUAACGUUGCAUCUCAGUACAAGCUGCUACGUGGUUGGAGUAUGAGAUUGUAUGCGCCUUCAUCGGUUUCAAGAGUGGCUGCAUCUUACCAUGUCACAGCAGCUCACCUUUGUCCAGAGGACAGCAGCAGAAAAACUGCAGUGAAGAGACGCCUCAAAUCCUUUAGUGUCCAGCAGAAGCCUGGUGUAACUGAAGGAUGGCAACAACGUGAGAGGUCGGUUCAGAAUAAAUUCCACCAGCCUGAGAUCCCACUGUUGCAGGGGCAGAACCAUAAGAGAGGACGGGACAGCAAAAUGUCGUCCGAACUCAGGAAACUGUGUCUGGACGAUUUCCCCGACGAGAGGGAGAGACAGGACAGGCAUAAGUCAGCACUUGACUCGAGAGCAGAGAACUUUGAGAUUGUUUUUGGCAUCGCUCCCUGUCUCAUGGCCCUGACCCAGGGUAGAAGGAAGACCCAAAAGCUGUUUGUCAAAGACGGCGAGACCUCAAGCAGGGCGUCUGUGGUGAAGGUGUGCGAAGAGGCUCACCUGCGAGGAGUACAAAUCCAUCGGGUCAGCAAGAGGGAUAUGGACAAGAUGUCGUCUGGGGGAGUACAUCAGGGAGUGUGUCUGCAAGCCAGUCCACUGAGCUACCUCACGGAGGACCCGGCGCCCAGCGGAAAAGACACCGGCACCCCUCUGUGGCUCGUUCUGGAGAGAAUCCAGGACCCGAUGAAUCUCGGAGCCAUCCUGCGCUCUGCUUACUUCCUUGGGGUGGACAGAGUCGCCAGCAGCCUUCACCACAGCUGCCCACUGUCUCCAGUGGUCAGCAAAGCCAGCUCAGGUGUCAUGGAGGUGAUGGGCGUGUAUGGAUAUAAAAGGCUUGAAGAUAUGUUGAAGGUGAAGGUUGCGCAGGGCUGGCAGGUGGUUGGCACAGUGGGACCGGAAGCGGGGGAGGCCCGCGUCCCCGUGACUCGGUGUUCGGACUUCAAAAUGACCAGACCCACGUUGUUGUUAAUGGGAAGUGAGGGGGAAGGACUGUCCCAGGAGCUGCGCUCGCUGUGCCAAACCCUGCUCACCAUCCCGGCUGGCAGGGAGCUGUUCCCCGGCAUCGAGUCCCUCAACGUCUCUGUGGCUACAGGGAUCCUGCUGCACUCUCUGAUGUCCUCCGGUCGUUCAACCAGAUCACGACCGCGUAAAUAGUUCAGAGGAUUAGCCAACGGAUCCAAACGUUCAGAUUCAUUUUGUUACUGUAAUCUUCAGAAGGUCUUUUUAUUCUGUACUGAAAAGAACAAACUUUGUAUGCAUCGUAUUCCUCGCUGCAAAAGAGCUCAGAACGUGUCCAAAACCAAUAAAAACACCCCAUUACCAUGGUUA
Molecule: messenger RNA, 1576 nt
Organism: Mugil cephalus (flathead mullet)
Lineage: Eukaryota; Metazoa; Chordata; Actinopteri; Mugiliformes; Mugilidae
Gene: mrm1
Product: mitochondrial rRNA methyltransferase 1 homolog (S. cerevisiae)
Exons: 1
Coding region: 215-1402 (395 amino acids)
Biological process (GO): rRNA methylation
Cellular component (GO): mitochondrion
Molecular function (GO): RNA methyltransferase activity; RNA binding
Source: RefSeq, a predicted model, not a curated record